UGUUACUAUAAAUAUUUGUUCAGAUCUGAUGGCCAAAAGAAAGGAAGAAAAUUUCUGCUCUCCUGAAAAUGCUAAAAGGCCAAGACAAGAACUGGAAGAUUUUGAUAAAGACGGAGAUGAAGAUGAAUGUACAAUUUCUUUCACUAACGGUACCUCUACUUUGACUGCAGCAGAAGUUGGAAUCAUCGAGAGUAUUCAGCUGAGAAAUUUCAUGUGCCACUCAAUGCUUGGACCUUUUAAGUUUGGUUCUAAUGUCAACUUCGUUGUUGGCAACAAUGGAAGUGGAAAGAGUGCUGUACUCACUGCUCUCAUAGUUGGCCUUGGUGGAAAAGCAGUUGCUACUAAUAGAGGAUCCUCUUUAAAAGGUUUUGUGAAAGCUGGACAGAACUCAGCAGACAUCUCAAUAACGUUACGGAACAGAGGAGAUGAUGCCUUCAGGGCAAAUGUGUAUGGCGACUCUAUAGUUGUGCAGCAACACAUUAGUGUGGAUGGAAGUCGAUCUUACAAACUAAAAAGUGAAAAAGGCACCGUGGUUUCUACUAGGAAAGAAGAGCUGAUUGCAAUUCUUGAUCAUUUUAACAUCCAGGUGGACAAUCCAGUUUCUGUUUUAACACAAGAGAUGAGUAAGCAGUUUCUACAGUCCAAAAACGAGGGAGACAAAUACAAAUUCUUCAUGAAAGCAACCCAGCUUGAACAGAUGAAGGAAGAUUAUUCAUAUAUUAUGGAAACAAAAGAAAGAACAAAGGAACAGAUAAAUCAAGGGGAAGAGCGACUUACUGAACUAAAGCGCCAAUGUUUGGAGAAAGAGGAACGUUUUCAAAAUAUUGCUGGUUUAAGUACAAUGAAGACUAAUUUAGAAUAUUUGAAACAUGAAAUGGCUUGGGCAGUGGUCAAUGAAAUUGAAAAACAAUUGAAUGCUAUUCGAGAUAAUAUCAAAAUUGGUGAAGAACGUGCUGCCAAACUUGACAGGAAAAUGGAAGAACAGCAGGUCAGACUUAAUGAUGCAGAAAAAAAGUACAAAGAUAUUCAAGAUAAACUAGAAAAAAUCAGUGAAGAGACAAAUGCACGAGCACCAGAAUGUAUGGCAUUGAAAACAGAUGUCAUUGCAAGGACAAGAGCUUUUAAUGAUGCUGAGGUUUUGUAUAACCGUUCCCUAAAUGAAUAUAAAGCAUUAAAGAAAGAUGAUGAACAGCUCUGUAAAAGAAUCGAAGAGCUAAAGAAAAGCACUGAUCAGUCUUUGGAGCCAGAGCGCUUGGAAAGGCAAAGAAGGAUCUGUUGGUUGAAAGAGAAAGUACAGGCUUUGCAGGACCAAGAAAGUGCCGUCAAUCAGGAGGCUGCACAGUUUGAGCAAGCUAUAGAAAAGGACAAACAAGAACAUGUCCGAAUUAAGAGAGAAGAUUUAGAUGUGAGGCAUACACUGACCUAUAAUCAGAGACAAUUGAAAGAACUGAAAGAUAGUAAAACUGAUCGACUAAAAAGAUUUGGUCCUCAUGUUCCAGCUCUUCUGGAAGCAAUAGAUGAUGCUUAUAGACGGAGACAAUUUACUCAUAAACCUAUUGGCCCUUUAGGUGCUUGCAUUCAUCUGCGGGACCCAGAACUUGCUUUGGCCAUUGAAUCUUGCUUGAAAGGACUUCUGCAAGCCUAUUGUUGCCAUAAUCACGCUGAUGAGAGAGUACUUCAGUCAUUGAUGAAAAAAUUUUAUCCACCAGGGACCUCUCGGCCACAGAUAAUCGUUUCUGAAUUUCGGAAUGAGGUAUAUGAUGUGAGACUCAGAGCUGCUUAUCAUCCAGAGUUUCCAACUGUUCUGACAGCUUUAGAAAUAGACAAUGCUGUUGUUGCAAAUAGCCUGAUUGACAUGCGGAGCAUCGAGACUGUGCUGCUGAUCAAAAAUAAUUCUGUAGCUCGUGCAGUCAUGCAGUCCCAAAAGCCACCCAAGAAUUGUAGAGAAGCUUUUACUGCUGAUGGUGAUCAGGUUUUUGCAGGACGUUACUAUUCAUCUGAAAGCACAAGACCCAAGUUUCUAAGCAGAGAUGUGGAUUCUGAAAUAAGUGAUUUGGAGACUGAGAUUGAAAAUAAAAAGGCCCACAUAACAAAUCUUCAGCACCAUCUGUCUGCCCUCGAGAAGGAUAUUAAAAGAAAUGAAGAACUUCUUAAAAGGUGCCAGAUACAUUAUAAAGAAAUAAAGAUGAAAAUAAGAAAAAAUAUUUCUGAAAUUCGGGAACUUGAGAAUAUAGAAGAACACCAGUCUGUAGAUAUUGCAACCUUGGAAGAUGAAGCUGAGGAAAAUAAAAUAAAAAUGCAGAUGGUUGAGAAAAAUAUGGAGCAACAAAAAGAAAACAUGGAGAAUCUUAAAAGGAAAAAAAUUGAAGCAGAAAACAAGUAUGAUACAAUUAAAUUGAAAAUUAAUCAGCUGUCAGAGCUGGCAGAUCCACUUAAGGAUGAAUUAAAUCUUGCUGACUCUGAAGUUGAUAGCCAGAAACGAGGAAAGCAACAUUAUGAAGAUAAGCAGAAAGAGCAUUUGGAUACUUUAAAUAAAAAGAGAAGAGAACUUGACAUGAAGGAAAAGGAGCUACAGGAGAAAAUGUCACAAGCAAGACAGAUCUGCCCAGAACGGAUAGAAGUAAAAAAAUCUGCAUCAAUUCUAGACAAAGAAAUUAAUCGAUUAAGACAAAAAAUACAGGCAGAGCAUGCUAGUCAUGGAGAUCGGGAAGAAAUAAUGAAGCAGUACCAGGAAGCAAGAGAAACCUAUCUUGAUCUGGAUAAUAAAGUAAGGACUUUAAGAAGGUUCAUUAAAUUACUAGAAGAAAUAAUGACUCAUAGGUACAAGACAUACCAACAGUUUAGAAGGUGUUUGACAUUGCGCUGCAAAUUAUACUUUGACAACUUAUUGUCUCAACGGGCUUAUUGUGGAAAAAUGAAUUUCGACCACAAGAAUGAAACUCUUAGUAUAUCAACAUUGGAAAGCUGUGGAAGCAACAGCGACUAGAUGAAUUGAAAUUCCAAGAAGUGGGAGAGCCUGUCCAAAUCUUCUGUGAAAGAGUCAUUUGAGACCUCCCAAGGAGUUGUGACCCACAGAUUGAGAACCCUUGUGAUACAGAGCCAUCCAGAUACAUGGAAACCAAGUGUAGAUUACAAGGAGCACAAGGGAAUUUACAGAAUGAUGGGUAGGUUCUUUAUUCUGAAUAGCAGUUUUAUACAUAAACAUAUUUGCUAAUGCUUAGUUAAAUUGCACAGUUUUAAAUAUGUGCAGUUUUUUUGGAUACUAAAAUUAAAAAGGGUUUGUUACAGUUAUUUGAGAUUUCGUGCCACUGUGUGAGUAUGGAGGCCCAAAGACAAUUUGUGGGAGUUUAUUCUUUCCAUUGCGUGAACUCCUAAGAAUAAAAUUCAGAUGCUCAGGUUUGGCCCCAAGUACCUUAACCUGCUAAGCUAUCUUGUUGGCCCUGUUAUCUAUAUUUUCUCUUUUUAUCUCAAAGCUAUAAAAGUUACCAGAGAAAUGUGGCUUAGAAAUGUGUUUGGUAAUUAAAAGGAAAAGCAAGAAUAGAACCAAACUCAUGAUAAUUACAGGAGAUAGACUAGUGUCUUAUCACAAGUGAUGUAUUUAAUGAAAUAAGAGCCAUAGCUAUGUACAGUUUCAAUACAGAUUUUUUAUUUUCCUAGUUUUUUGAGACAGGGCUACUCUGUGUAGCCUUGGCUGUCCUGGAACUCACUUUGUAGACCAGGCUAGCCUCAAACUCACAAAGAUCUGCCUGCUUCUGCCUCCUGAGUGCUGGGAUUAAUGGUGUGUGCCACCACUAUCCAGUUUGUAAUCCAUACAAAACAUGGUUCUAAAACUUUGAAAAUGUAGUACCUGAUAGAAAGAACUCAUUGAUUGGCUUGGCUUAAUAGCCAGCUAAAUUAGCUAAAGAUAAAUUUGAGUUCAGUAAGUCAGAAAGAAUAUUUUAUGUGAGCAACAUAAAAAUAAAACAAAAACAUUGAACAGAGCUGAAGAGACAGGAAGGACACAUUUAGCAGGGUUUGUGAGAAUUUAAUUGGAGUUCCACUAAGAACAGAGUGAGCAAAGAGCAGAAAAAAGUUCAGAACCACAGUUCCUUGGGUCAAGAGCAUCAAAUUUAACCCCGUUCUGAGAUUCUCUCACAUUUUGGGAAGUGCUCUUAAUUUAUAAUAAACCAAAACACCAGAGCUACACCGAAGUCUGUAGAACAACCACUGCAAAGACUGUCAAGUAAAUGCAUACUAAAGCUCAAAUAAAAGAAGCAGAAAAAGAAACUACUUAGUGAGAAGCUGGGUAUGUUUAAUCACAUUUGGAAUGCUCAAGGAGGAGGAUUAACACAAAUUAAGAGGCCACUCUAGGCUACAGAGUGAGACCCUGUCUCAAAAUAAUCAAAAGAGAGAGAACAACAAAGAACAUGGAGAACAAACAUAAAAUAGUGUGAAAUAAAAUUUAGUACUGGUAAUUACAUAAGGCCUUUGUGUAUAAGACUUUGAGUCGUUAGAGGGAGACUUUAAUUAUUAACAUAAGGACAAGUAGGAUCCCAAUCAAAAACAUGGAGCAAAGGCAUGUCAUGAGAUAGAUAAGAAAGCUUACACACUGCUACUAACAACAAAAUGAGGUUUACACAGGCUUGAGACCAAAGGAGUGCUUAAUAGUAUUAGAAAGUUAACUUGAAAAAUAUUUGAAUUUGUAUAUUCAGAAGACGGUAAAUACAGAAGGAAUUGAGAGAACCAAAAGGCAAAAUAAGAGUUAAAUAUAGGUGGAAAAUUUAGAACUCUCAGUAAUUAAUGGAAAAUCAGAUUAAAAGUAAAGUUAUACAGGCCUUAUUGUAUUUACCAAAUUGACCUAGUAGCAUAAGUAUAGAAUACUGUGAUGGAUUAUAAUUUUUAAGAACUGCCUAUGGAACAUUUAUCAGCAUAGACCAUUUUCUUGUCCUCAGUUAAAAAUCCCAGUAAGUUUCAAAGAAUUAUAGU
Molecule: messenger RNA, 4965 nt
Organism: Cricetulus griseus (Chinese hamster)
Lineage: Eukaryota; Metazoa; Chordata; Mammalia; Rodentia; Cricetidae
Source: RefSeq, a predicted model, not a curated record